This is a messenger RNA of Sinocyclocheilus grahami, 4645 nucleotides long. RefSeq names its product myomesin-1-like. Bases 224 to 4105 code for a protein of 1293 amino acids. The transcript is spliced from 33 exons. Lineage: Eukaryota; Metazoa; Chordata; Actinopteri; Cypriniformes; Cyprinidae. The record is from RefSeq and is a predicted model, not a curated record. Gene Ontology annotation, molecular function: protein binding.
CAAGGUCGUGGCUUGACGCUGCAAUCUGCAGAGUGGCAGCAUUAUUUUUGUUCAGUGAAGUCCCGUACUGUCGGCUGCCCCAUACCCGCCGCUGUGACUGGAUUUUCACUGGCUUCUCAUUUUUUUUGAAGUUUGCCCCUUCUUCUUUUUGCAAAAGCAACUUUGACUUGACUGCAAGCAGAGAGAGAAAGGGUCCUUGGGCCGAUCUAAAAAGCACCUCAGGAUGUCAGAAUCCUUAAAACUACAAAAGGAACAGCAGCAACGGGACCUUGAGACGCGCUAUGAGAGCAGCUAUCACCAAGGCUCCCUAUCAUCUGUUAGCCGCCAGUCUUAUGCUGCUUAUGUGAGCAGCAGCAGCAGCCAUGGGCACAAGAUCUCAAAGAAGGAGAAGAAACUGAGCACUCUUUCUAAGAAAGAAAAGCGCUCGUACCUGGCUGUGGACAAAGAAGACGAGAUCAUUGGAUACGUCGUGCCAGUCUUCAGAAGCAGUCAUUUGGCUACCCAGGAUCUGAUGGAGACUCAGGAGGAGGUGAAGGAGGAGGGUAUGGGGUAUGUCGUCAUGAGGAAUCUGUUCUCCAGGGAGACCGACUUCAAGAUGAGAACUGUGAAGAAGUCCAGAGAGACCAGUUUGAGAGAGUCUGCUGAGCGCAUGGCUCUGAGCAGGAAGGUGCAUGAGAAAGUAGAAUUCCAAAAGAAGAUGAAUCCAGACAGUUUGACUCACCCCCCGGAGUUCAUUCUGAAACCACGUGGCCAGACCGUGUGGGAGGGGAAGAGUGUGACGCUGCACUGCACGGUGGCUGGAUGGCCCAAACCCCGCGUGGCCUGGUACAAAAACAAUGUUUUAAUUGAUGCUAAGUCUCACCCUGAGAAGUACUUCACAGAGAGCCAAUACAACAUGCAUUCUCUGGAAAUCAAGAAUUGUAAUUUUAGCGACACUGCUGAGUACCGAAUCUCUGCACUUAACGUGAAGGGAGAAAGUUCUGCGUUUGCCCCUGUCAUUAUUAAAAGAUUCAAAGAAGGAGAAGAAGUGACUGAAAGGCCCCAUGGUUUCAGCCCUGAAUAUGGUGUGACCUUCAACACUACCAUCAUUGACAAGUUUGACGUUUCUUUUGGCCGUGAGGGAGAGACCAUGAGUUUGGGCUGUACAGUCAUUGUCUACCCCACUGUGAAGCGCUACCAGCCAGAGAUAGUGUGGUACAGAAAUGGUGUCACCUUGUCAGCUUCUAAGUGGGUGCACAUGCAUUGGAGUGGUGAGCAAGCCACUUUGACACUUGUGCAUCUGAACAAAGAAGAUGAGGGUCUCUACACUCUGCGUGUCAACACCAAGUCAGGCUUCGACACCCACUCUGCCUAUGUGUUUGUCAGAGAUGCUGAUGUGGAGGAGGAGGGGGUUCCUGUUGCUCCGCUUGAUGUGCGUUGUCAUGACGCUAAUAAAGACUAUGUGGUUGUUACCUGGAAGCAGCCAGCAGUGGAGGGCAGCAGUUCCAUCAUUGGCUACCUUAUUGACAGGUUGGAGGUGGGCACUCAUCAUUGGACCCAGUGUAAUGACACUCCAGUGAAGUAUGCCCGUUUUCCUGUCACUGGGCUUAUUGAGGGCCGCUCCUACACCUUUAGGGUCCGAGCCCUCAACAAUUCUGGUGUGAGCUGCCCAUCCCGGGCCUCUGACCCUGUAGUUGCCAUGGAUCCAUCAGACCGUGCCCGCCUUAGAGCUGGUCCCUCGGCUCCAUGGACUGGAAUGAUCAAAUUCACUGAGGAAGACCCCACAGUGGGGGUGGUUCCUGGUCCAUCUACUGACCUGGCUGUCACUGAGGCUACUAAGAGUUACGUGGUACUGAGCUGGAAGCCACCCAUCCAGAGAGGACAUGAGGGUGUCAUGUAUUAUGUGGAGAAGUGCUUGGUGGGUACAGAUACAUGGCAGAGGGUGAAUACUGGGAUGCCAGUGAAGUCCCCCCGCUUUGCCCUGUUCGACCUUGCUGAGGGCAAAUCCUACAGCUUCCGUGUCCGUAGCUGCAACUCUGCUGGAGUUGGAGAGCCAUCAGAAGAAACUGGGGCGACUACUGUGGGAGACCGAUUGGACCUGCCCUCUGUCCCAGGGCCUGUUAUUCCCAUCAGAAACACUGACACGUCUGUAGUUGUGUGCUGGGGGGCAUCUAAGGAGGUUAAGAAUCUGGUGGGCUAUUACAUCGAGGUCAGCGUCAGUGGCAAUGGUGUUUGGGUUCCCUGCAACAACAAGCCAGUCAAAGGCACUAGGUUUGUGUGCCACGGGCUGAACACUACGGACAAAUGUGUGUUUAGGGUGAAGGCUGUGAACGCUGCAGGAUACAGUGGAAGCAGCGCCGAAUCUGAGGCCUGCAUUGUACAAGCAAGCAUUGCCGUCCCAAGCCCUCCCACCGGUGUGACCCUGCAGGAGAGGGUCCGUGACUACAUGGUGCUGGGCUGGCAAGCCCCUGCUAAGACUGGUGGAGCUGACAUCAAAGGUUACUACCUGGACUACAGAACGGUGAAGGAUGGAGUCACAAGCAAGUGGCAUGAAAUUAACCUCCAGGCAGUCACUGGCACAUCUUAUAAAGUGACAGACCUGAAGGAAAACGUAUUCUACCAGUUCCAGGUGCGUGCAGUCAAUCAGGCUGGUAUUAGUGAAUCCUCCAUACCCACUGUCCCCUUGGAGUGCAAGGAGUGGACUGUGGCUGUUCCAGGCCCUCCUCUUGGCCUCCGUGUCCAGGAGGUGCGUAAAGACUCUAUGGUGCUUCUGUGGGAACCACCUACAUUCAAUGGCCGCAGUGCUGUGACUGGAUAUUAUGUGGACUAUAAGGAAGAGAAUGGCAGAUGGAGAUGUGUCCAAGAGAGAUCCACAAAAAAUACUUACAUGAAGAUGAACUUUAACAAAACCACUGGCAUUAUUGAGAUGUUCAUGGACUUACUGGAGGUUACUGAUGAAGGAACCUUCACAUUCAACCUCAUUGAUGGCAAAGCAACUGGUCGCACCAGCUUAGUGCUUAUCGGAGAAGAGUUUGCUGAGCUUCAGAAGAAAUCUGAGUUUGAGAGAGCAGAGUGGGUCAGAAGGCAAGGCCCUCACUUUGUGGAGUAUCUCAGUUUCGAGGUCACUCCAGAAUGUGAUGUGCAUCUGAAAUGCAAGGUUGGAAACAUCAAACCUGGCACUGAGAUUGCCUGGUUUAAGGAUGGAAUUGAGAUUGAAGAGGAUGAUGAGGAUGCUAAGAAGAUCGGAAAAUCUGAUGAAGUGUUGAUCUUUGACAUUGGCAAGCUUGUUAUUAAGAGCGAAAAGGCACAAUGGAAAAAGAAACCUGCAACCGAAGAAAGUCCAAGCAAGCCAAAAAUUUCAAAGAAAGAUGCUGGAGUAUAUGAGGUUAAACUGAAAGAUGAAAGAGGAAAGGACAAAACUUUGCUGAACCUGACAGAUGCAGGUUAUCAAGCAGUGCUGAAUGAAGUAUUUAGAGUUAUUGCCAAUUCUUCAACCGAGCUCAAGGUUAUGAGCACAGAACACGGAAUUAUUCUCUACUCAUUCGUUGUGCACUAUAUUGAAGAUCUCCGUGUUGGCUGGCUUCACAAAGAAUCAAAGAUCUCCCAUUCAGACAGAGUGCAGUGUGGAGUUACCGGAGAACAGCUGUGGCUCAAAAUUAAUGAGCCCACCGAGAAAGAUAAGGGCAAAUAUGCCAUUGAUAUCUUCGAUGGCAAAGGCAGCUUCAAGAGAGUUCUUGACCUGUCAGGACAAGUAUGGGAGGAAGCAUUUGAAGAAUUCAAGAGGCUGAAGGCGGCGGCCAUAGCAGAGAGAAACCGUGCUCGUGUGGUGGGCGGCCUGCCCGAUGUAGUCACCAUUCAGGAGGGCAAGUCUCUCAACCUCACUGGCAACGUAUGGGGUGAUCCUGUUCCUGAGGUCGGCUGGGUGAAGAAUGAUAAACCGCUGUUGUCUGACAAUCACCACACGCUGAAGUUUGAGCACGGCAAGUUUGCCAGCAUCACCAUCGCUGCUGUUACAACCGUCGACUCGGGCAAAUACGCCCUGCUGGUGAAGAACAAGUAUGGCACAGAGGCGGCAGAGUUUACCGUCAGUGUCUACAUCCCAGAGGUUGAAGCGGAGAAGGAGUAAAGACACGCACAGAGGGAGAGAGGGGGUUAACAUAUGACCAGUAUACCUUCCAAAGCAUUUUAAUUCAAAGCAUGCCCACCCACAGUGCAAGAUUGUACGGUUUUCCCUUAAAGAAACAUUUUAAAUAAACAUAAUUUUCCCAAUGUGAGCGAUAUUAGCUUCUAGGCUGUUCACACUAUACUUAACCCAGGGUUUAAAGGGAUAGUUCAUCCAAAAAUUUAAAUUCUGUCAUGAUUUAAUCACCUUCAAGCUGUUUGAAGAAAACAUUUUGAAGAAUGUUGGUAACCAGUUGACGGUAGCCAUUGACUUCCAUAGUAUUUUUUUUAAUACUGUCAAUGCCAGUGGCUACCGUCGACUGUUUGGUUACAAACAGUGUGCGUGCCAUGAGGAGGCCUGUCCCAGCCACUUUGGUCCUUGUGCCCCCUCUCUAGAAAUGCAAAUGCUCCCCACCCCAUAGUUUGUAUGGACUGGUGCUGAAUCUGGUUAUCAACAUUCUUCAAAAUAAAUGUUUUCUUGGCUCACAGAAGAAAAAAAACUCAU